GCGCGCUCGAGCCGCUGCUGCUAUUGCUGCUGCUGCUGCUGGAGUGGGGAUGUGCGCUCGGUCCGAGGAGCCUGCAGCCACAGCGCGUGCACGCUAGAGCGCGGCGCGAGGCAGGGCAUCAGCGGGCUGCAGCCGCGGAACAGAGCGGACAGGAGGAGCUGACCCGACCCCCGCCAGCAUCGCACAGGGCCCGCGAGCCCUCCCUAUGGACCCAGCAUGCGCAGGAUCAGGGCCAACGCCAUCGCCAUCCUCACGGUCGCCUGGAUCCUGGGCACCUUCUAUUACCUGUGGCAGGACAACAAGCCUUCUGCGGCGGCUCAGCCGCGCGCCACCGGGGGGAAGAGCCACGGGGGGAAGGCUGGAGGCGGGAUGCUGGAGCUGCACCGGGAGGACAGGACCAUCCCGCUGAUCGUUACCCACCCUCCGCGGGGAGAGCAGCAGGGGCAGCUGUUGGGCACUUUUGAUGAGAGAGCCUAUUUAGCCAGUAAGCAGCUGAAAGCUGGAGAGGAUCCAUACAGAGAGCAUGCUUUCAACCUGCAGGAAAGUGACAGACUGGGCAGUGAAAGGGCCAUUAGGGACACUCGACACUACAGGUGUGCCUCGAUGACUUUUGACCCUGACCUGCCGUCCACCAGCAUCAUCAUCACCUUCCACAAUGAAGCUCGUUCCACGCUCCUGCGUACCAUUAAAAGUGUUCUCCUCAGAAGUCCGCCCCACUUGAUACAGGAGAUCAUUCUCGUGGAUGAUUUCAGCUCUGACCCUGAGGAUUGCCAGCUGCUCUCCCAGAUCCCAAAGGUGCGGUGUCUCAGAAAUGAUCAGCGAGAGGGUUUGAUCAGGUCUCGAGUCAGGGGAGCCAGCGCUGCCUCUGCCUCUAUCCUCACCUUCCUGGAUAGCCACUGUGAGGUCAACACAGACUGGCUACAGCCCAUGAUCCAGAGAGUUAAAGAGGACCACACUCGUGUUGUCAGUCCCAUCAUUGAUGUCAUCAGCCUGGAUAACUUUGCUUAUCUUGCAGCCUCUGCUGACCUCAGGGGAGGGUUUGACUGGAGUUUACAUUUUAAAUGGGAGCAGAUUCCUAUUGAGCAGAAAAUGGCGAGAAACGAUCCUACACAGCCAAUAAGGACUCCAGUGAUUGCUGGUGGGAUCUUUGUUAUGGAUAAGAGUUGGUUUAAUCAUCUGGGCCAGUAUGACACACACAUGGAUAUCUGGGGUGGUGAAAACUUUGAGCUGUCAUUCCGUGUGUGGAUGUGUGGAGGCAGUUUGGAGAUUCUGCCUUGCAGUCGUGUGGGUCACGUCUUCAGAAAGCGCCAUCCGUAUGAUUUCCCAGAAGGCAAUGCUCUUACCUACAUCAAGAACACACGGAGAGCUGCGGAGGUGUGGAUGGACGAGUAUAAGCAGUAUUAUUAUGCUGCGAGACCCUCUGCUCAGGGCAAGGCUUUCGGAAGUAUCGCCGAUCGCUUGGCUCUGAGGAGGAAACUGAACUGUAACUCUUUCCGCUGGUAUCUGGAGAAUGUGUACCCUGAGCUCAGGAUUCCAGAACAGAAAGCUACUUACAGUCUGCUGAAACAGGGUGGGCUCUGCCUAGAAAGCCACAGCACAGACAGUCUGGGUUUGGCUGAUUGCAAGAGUGGGUCAAGUAUACCUGCCUCACAGAAAUGGACUUUGAUAGAGCCACAGAUUCGCCAGCAGGACCUGUGCUUGGCCAUCACAGCCUUUUCCUCAGGGUCUAAGGUCAGGCUAGAGCCCUGCAGCCCUAAAGAGUCCAGACAGAAAUGGAAACCCAGAGGCCCAGCACUGCAGCAUAUGAUCAGUGGUUUGUGUUUGGACAGCCAGCCCCCAGCAGGCCCACCGGUAAUUGCACAGUGCCGCCCCCAGAUGGCCAGCCAGUCCUGGGAGCCUCAGUUGGUCACCUGACUUUAAAGAGGUGGGUCGUGAGGAGGGAGCAAGGAGAAGAGGAGAAAGAAGGAGGAGAAGAUUGUGGUGCUUUAGGGCCCAGAGGAACAAUGUCUGCACACUGUUUUAGUUGAAGUGCUGCUUUCAGUCCAGUAGACCAUGGCCAUGUCCAGAAAUCCACACUUCAGCACCUGUAAUCCUGCUUCUGUGCUCAUACCACUGAUCUUAAGUAGCCAGAUAGAGAAAAGCAACGAGCAGCACCUCAAAAUUGACCCCGCUAAAGCAGUCUGCAGUCCUCAAAUGGACUUUUCUCUGUCUAGGCUACUUGCAUUCAGUCACAUGUUUGAACAUGGUCAACGUUUACAUUAAAAGAAGAAUAUUAAUGCCAUUGUUCACGGCUGGCAGGAGAAUCCUGUGACGUCUUUGAGCUUUCUAUUUUGAUGUGUUUAAAGAACACAAAUGGAGAGAGACUAGUUAUGUAUAUUUAUGCCUUUUACUACCUUUCAGAAUGGUCAGAGUGCCCACCUGUACAAACACAUUUUUCACAGUUGUUGUGGCCCCACACUGUAGUUUUCAUAAAGCUCUUAUUGGAGUCUGUGUCUUGUUAAACACCAUUAAUAAAUGUUUUAACAUUUUGAUCACUCAGUGUGUUUACAUGCAAUUCCGAAUCUGAUUCCACCAGUGAGAUGGCAACAAAACACUUUUGGGGAAAAAAGUUUGGAAAAAGAAUUCAAAUCUAAGUAAUUUACCUGAUGCAAGUCCUUCUUGUUGCUUUAAAUAAUGAGUUUAACAAUGUUUAAAGAACAUUUACUGGUUGCAAAGCAAAAAUCCAGUUGUUAGCUUACUCAUGUAAAAUCUGUUUUCUUAUUACUGGACUACCUAAAUUAAUGUAAAGGUGUUGAUCAGAUAAGAUUGGAUUAUGAAGUGCAUGUAAACACUAACUUAUUUGUCAGAACUAGGGGCAAUUUACAUGUUGAGACUAAAGUGUACAUAUUAUAGAAGGUCAUUCUUAAGUUAAACUGCCUUUUUUCCCUCAGAACACCAAACUGGCUUUAAUUUGAGAUCCAUAACCCUGCAGUAAAGGUGCUAUAAAGCAUUAUUUGAGUGAUACCAUAUAAUCUUUUUCUCACAUCUCUUUUACAGAAAUGUUUUUUUUUUGUUUGUUUUCUUUCUUUCUUCUUCUUGAUGGUAUAUGGCAUUGCUCAGAGAACUUUGUUGUUCCUUUAUUUGUAAGUGUGCAGUAGGUUUGUAGCUUUUGGGAGUUUUGUUUUUAUAAUGUGCUCACCAUCCCACUUAUCUGGGAUUAGUGUAAAUGCCAUGCUUGUGGUUUAAAGUUUAGAAAUUUUGUCUUAGAAUUGCAUCUAAGAGCAAAGAGUAACAAGAAGCUUUGCUGAGCAUAAAAUUCAUUCAAGGCUGUGGACUGAGGAAAAGAGCAGAGUAGAAUUCAAUGAACUGAUGUGAGAAUGUGGGCUAAAAAUUUUUUCUGUUUAAUGUUCGAUCAAGUGAGCACUUUUAAGGAUCUAUGAUUUUGCAUGGUACUGUGAAACUCCACAAAACGCGUAUGUGACAUAUCCAAAGUCCAAAGACUGUUUUUCUUGUUCGUUUGCCAUUUUAAGAGUUGUAAAUACUUGAAACAAGAUCAAAAUGAGCAAUCAUUUGAUGAAAUAAAGUAUCUAUCACCAGAAAAA
This is a messenger RNA of Astyanax mexicanus (Mexican tetra), 3581 nucleotides long. It is a transcript of the gene galnt16, whose product is annotated as UDP-N-acetyl-alpha-D-galactosamine:polypeptide N-acetylgalactosaminyltransferase 16. The record is from RefSeq and is a predicted model, not a curated record. The coding region runs from base 217 to 1914 and encodes 565 amino acids. Lineage: Eukaryota; Metazoa; Chordata; Actinopteri; Characiformes; Acestrorhamphidae. Gene Ontology annotation, cellular component: Golgi apparatus. The transcript is spliced from 15 exons.